UCUCGGAAAAGCAUACGAUACACAAAAGCAGACAAACGUAGAAGAUCUCCAAGCUGGGUAGGAAUCGAUCACUUUCCGUCCGGUCCAAGAAGGGCACCUCUAGCGUAUCCGACAAGCCUCCGUCAAAGCACCGCUUCACCAUGGCAUCUCUGCGCGGCACUCAACAGCCGGAGCUCUCCAAGAAGCUGUACAAGAUCAUCAAGACCGAGAACCACGUGAUUGGUGCCCACGAAGCCGCGGCGCGUGAACGUGUCGGUGUUGCAAGACAGCUCUCCGAGUGGGGUGAAGCGACAGAGGAUGAGACAAUUUCAGAAGUGUCAGACAAGCUUGGUGUCCUCAUGGCGGAGAUCGCAGAACAGGAGGACCUAUAUGCGCAAGCUCUGGAGGACUACCGAGGUGUCUUGAAGCAGAUCAGGAAUACUGAGAGCUCAGUGCAGCCUAGUCGAGACCACAAGGCCAAGAUCUCAGACGAAAUUGCCAAACUCAAGUACAAGGAGCCUCAGAGCACCAAGAUUGUUCAGCUUGAACAGGAGCUCGUCCGCGCAGAAGCCCAGAGCUUGGUCGCAGAGGCGCAACUCACCAAUAUCACUCGUCAAAAGUUCAAGGAGGCAUAUGACCACCACUUCGCCGCUACGAUCGAGCGUGCUGAGAAGCAAAUCAUCCUGGCUAAGCAUGCCCGCCGACUUUUGAACCUUGUCGACGACACACCGGUUGUUCCUGGAGAUCUACAUCCUCCUUUUGCAGGCGGAGAGGACGCUCGUCAAGUACUCAACGACGCAGAAGAUGACCUUCGCAACUAUGAGUUGAAUGUCGAGCCAAUUCACUCCAAUGCUGGUAACUUGGGCGUAGGAGCAAUGCCUGGAGCGCCAGUGGGUGGUACUAGCGCUGCACCUGUGCAGAACACCACGCAAUACCAGGAUACAGUCGGCACAAGUGAGGACGGCCGUUACGCUGAGUCGAGUGUACAAGGCACCGAUGUUGGCAGCCAGCCUCCUUACCCCGUGUCGGAAGCAGAGAGGUUGGAGCAUCAGCAGGCUGCGGAGCAAACUACUCAGCCACAGCCAAUUUCCUUUCAACACGUUGCUUGAUGUCAAGAGGCUCUAGGGUUGAGUAUCUCGUUGCCUAUUCGAACAGUAAUGCUAGCGUAAUGGUUGGGAAGACUGCGUCAAAUAGUGGCCGUUUGGCCAAUUAAUGUUUAUGUAGGGUUGUUUCCAAUGAUACCUAAUUAUGCCUC
Molecule: messenger RNA, 1234 nt
Organism: Macroventuria anomochaeta
Lineage: Eukaryota; Fungi; Ascomycota; Dothideomycetes; Pleosporales; Didymellaceae
Exons: 5
Coding region: 141-1088 (315 amino acids)
Biological process (GO): endocytosis; negative regulation of protein kinase activity; eisosome assembly
Cellular component (GO): plasma membrane; eisosome filament
Molecular function (GO): lipid binding
Source: RefSeq, a predicted model, not a curated record